Messenger RNA from Hibiscus syriacus, 1677 nucleotides. Its product is annotated as adenosylhomocysteinase 1-like. Lineage: Eukaryota; Viridiplantae; Streptophyta; Magnoliopsida; Malvales; Malvaceae. The transcript has 2 exons. Gene Ontology annotation, molecular function: adenosylhomocysteinase activity. The record is from RefSeq and is a predicted model, not a curated record. The coding region runs from base 73 to 1530 and encodes 485 amino acids. Gene Ontology annotation, cellular component: cytosol. Gene Ontology annotation, biological process: L-methionine cycle.
UUUUCUAUCAUUUUGCUACGUUGAUUGUUUCAUUACCACAGGUGGAAGUGCUUUUUUUUUUCACUUUCAACAAUGGCUCUUUCAGUCGAGAAAACCUCCAGCGGACGUGAGUAUAAGGUGAAGGACAUGUCUCAGGCCGAUUUCGGUCGACUCGAGAUCGAGUUGGCCGAAGUCGAAAUGCCUGGUCUCAUGGCAUGUCGAACUGAGUUCGGCCCUGCCCAACCUUUCAAAGGAGCCAAAAUCACAGGUUCCCUUCACAUGACAAUCCAAACCGCUGUCCUCAUCGAGACCCUCACAGCCCUCGGAGCCGAAGUCCGGUGGUGCUCGUGCAACAUUUUCUCCACCCAAGACCAUGCCGCCGCAGCCAUCGCUCGUGACUCCGCUGCCGUGUUCGCCUGGAAAGGUGAGACUCUCCAGGAAUACUGGUGGUGCACUGAGAGAUCGCUCGAUUGGGGUCCCGGUGGCGGACCUGACUUGAUCGUCGAUGAUGGUGGGGAUGCUACGUUGUUGAUCCAUGAAGGUGUUAAAGCCGAGGAAGCUUUCGAGAAAACCGGGAAAGUUCCGGAACCUGCUUCGACUGAUAAUCCGGAGUUUCAGAUUGUUUUUUCGAUCAUUAGAGAUGGUUUGAAGGCUAAUCCCAAGAGAUUUACGAAGAUGAAGGAGAGAUUGGUUGGUGUUUCUGAAGAGACGACGACUGGUGUCAAGAGGCUUUAUCAAAUGGAGGCUAAUGGAACCUUGUUGUUCCCUGCUAUCAAUGUCAAUGACUCUGUCACCAAGAGCAAGUUUGAUAACUUAUAUGGAUGCCGUCACUCACUUCCUGAUGGCUUAAUGAGAGCCACCGAUGUCAUGAUUGCCGGCAAGGUCGUCGUUGUCUGCGGUUAUGGUGAUGUCGGAAAGGGUUGUGCUUCUGCCAUGAAGCAAGCCGGAGCUCGUGUCAUCGUGACUGAGAUCGAUCCGAUCUGUGCCCUUCAGGCUCUAAUGGAAGGGCUCCAGGUUCUAACUCUUGAAGAUGUUCUUUCGGAGGCUGAUAUAUUCGUCACCACGACUGGUAACAAGGACAUCAUAAUGGUUGAUCACAUGAAGAAGAUGAAAAACAACGCCAUUGUUUGCAACAUCGGUCAUUUCGAUAAUGAAAUCGACAUGUUGGGCCUCGAAAAGUAUCCUGGCAUCAAGCGAGUCACCAUUAAGCCUCAAACUGAUAGGUGGAUAUUCCCUGAAACCAAGACAGGGAUCAUUCUGUUGGCCGAAGGCCGUCUCAUGAACUUGGGAUGUGCCACAGGUCACCCUAGCUUCGUGAUGUCGUGUUCGUUCACGAACCAAGUGAUCGCGCAGCUCGAGCUGUGGAAGGAGAAGGCGACCGGAAAAUAUGAGAAGAAGGUCUACGUUUUGCCAAAGCACCUCGACGAGAAAGUCGCGGCACUUCACCUAGGGAAGCUUGGAGCUAAACUCACCAAGCUCACCAAGGAUCAAGCUGACUACAUUAGUGUCCCAAUUGAGGGUCCUUACAAGCCUCCUCAUUAUAGGUACUGAGGAGUGAACACGAGAGAGCGUUUGACUGAGGAACGGCGCAUUCGGAUGGUUUAAUCGUUUCUUUUUACUGCAAUUUAUCUCAUGAUUUGUGGUAGGAGUUUUGUUUGGGUGGUGGGAAAGUUCUGGGGGAAAAUGUGAAUGGUAUGG